Messenger RNA from Suillus paluster, 628 nucleotides. RefSeq lists its product as uncharacterized. The record is from RefSeq and is a predicted model, not a curated record. The coding region runs from base 221 to 484 and encodes 87 amino acids. Gene Ontology annotation, cellular component: proteasome regulatory particle. NCBI's taxonomy places the organism in Eukaryota, Fungi, Basidiomycota, Agaricomycetes, Boletales, Suillaceae. Gene Ontology annotation, biological process: proteasome-mediated ubiquitin-dependent protein catabolic process. The transcript is spliced from 5 exons.
UGUCUCGUUACUUCUCGUCCGAACCGUCUUAGUGCUUCACGCCGAAAUUCGGCGUGGAUCCAAACCAAAGCUCAGUCCCGCAGCACGUGUUCACUCUGCAAGAAAACAGUUGCUCGAAGGAAUUAAGGCAUACGAAUUGGCGCCGUAUUAUAAGUGAGUAACUUCUGCGGGUGCUCUUACGCCUCAUUCUGCAUUGCUCGAAUUAGCCAUCCGCCAGUUUAUGACUGGUGGUGCACUUUUCCUUGACGCACUAUCGACAUUCACUGCCACUGAACUCACAACCUACAACGACUUCGUCGCUCUCACCAUAAUCAUCGAUACCCUCACCCUCAAACGAGUAGAUCUCAAGAAACGGCUCAUUACCGCACCAGAAGUUAUAUACGUUUUGCCCGAAGUCCCGAUCCUUGGAGACCUCUUAAACAACCUUUACGACUUUGACGUUUCUCCUGCCCUCGCGACUCCUCUCGCCUCAUACUAUGUAUGAGAGAUGCGCAUUUUGGCAUACAGCCAACUUCUCGAGUCCUACUGCAGCCUCACUCUUGAAAACCUUACGGUCACCUUUGUUUACAUGUAAUUUAGGUCUGCGGUAGCGUGCCCUUGCAUCAAUCGAAUAUGACAUUCACCCUGC